GGUGCGGUCUACUUUUCUGUUGACCAAUUGAAGACGUAACAUUUUGAAACAAGGAAGGCGGUACAGCUGCCGGCCGUUUUGUAGUCUUGAUUGAAAAGGGAUUGUCGGCUGCUCGGUUUCGGAAACAACAAGAGUACUGUAGCACCUAUCUAGCCGUAGCGAUGACGGGGUCGAACGAGUUCAAGCUAAACCAGGGGCCGGAGGACAGCAUCUCUGCGGUGAAGUUCAGCCCCAGCACUGCCCAGUUCUUACUGGUGUCCUCUUGGGACUCUACUGUCCGACUUUUUGAUGUUGGUGGCAACUCCAUGAGAAUGAAGUACCAGCACUUAGCCCCUGUGCUUGAUUGUGCAUUUUAUGACCCCACCCAUGCCUGGAGUGGGGGGCUGGACAUGCAGUUGAAAACCCAUGAUUUAAAUACAGACCAGGACACGAUAGUGGGGACUCACGAUGCCCCCAUUCGUUGCGUGGAAUACUGCCCAGAAGUUAAUGUCAUGGUAACGGGGAGCUGGGACCGGUCUGUUCGGCUCUGGGACCCACGGACCCCCUGCAAUGCUGGGACCUUCACCCAACCUGAAAAGGUGUAUACACUUUCUGUGGCGGGGGACCGGCUGAUCGUGGGAACGGCGGGCAGGAGGGUCCUCGUCUGGGACCUGAGGAACAUGGGAUACGUGCAGCAGAGGAGGGAGUCGAGCCUCAAGUACCAGACGCGCUGCAUCCGAGCCUUUCCCAACAAGCAGGGCUACGUCCUGAGCUCCAUUGAAGGUCGGGUUGCAGUGGAAUACCUGGACCCCAGCCUGGAGGUUCAGAAGAAGAAGUACGCCUUCAAAUGUCACCGACUGAAGGAGAACGGCAUCGAGCAGGUCUACCCUGUGAACGCCAUCUCCUUCCAUAGCGUUCACAACACCUUUGCCACAGGGGGCUCGGACAGGUUCGUGAACAUCUGGGACCCCUUCAACAAGAAGCGGCUGUGCCAGUUCCACCGCUACCCCACCAGCAUCGCCUCGCUGGCGUUCAGCAACGACGGCUCCACCCUGGCCAUCGCCACGUCCUACAUGCAGGAGCAGGGCGACAUCAGCCACCCCGAGGACGCCAUCUUCAUCCGCCAGGUCACCGACGCCGAGACCAAGCCCAAGUGACCCCCCCCAGCCCCUGACCACACGUCCGGUUUGCUCUUUGCCGUCAUGAAGGUCACUCGCGACCAGGUGCACACACAACCUCCACUGCAGGCUUUUCUGACGUGUGUGGUGACACACGUAAAAUACCAUUACUUUCCCCCUGCUAAGUUUAUUUCUUUUCAUUUGCACACUAGAUAACACCACGUGCGAUCUUAACUACAGGAUGUAGAGGUUUCUCAACACAGGGAGACAGCUUGGAUGUGGUGUUGAAUUAUUAUAUUUGCUGGAACACUUUAUGCUGGACAUUGACUGUGAAAUAAAUGUAAACACAGGGACUUAAUUUAUUAUUCUUAUUCUUAUUAUUGUUAUUAUUGUUGUUGAAUUGCCCUGCUAAUAUCAUGCUUUGAUGCAGGAUUUUCUCUGAUGAUAAUAAUAAUAAUAACAAUAAUAAUGCAUUUUAUUCAUCAGAUUCAUUUCUUCACAGUCGAGGUAACAUUGUAUUACAGUUUGUUGUGCUGUAGAAUAUUUUGAUUGACAGGCGUGAUCAACAAAGCAUUUUUUCCACGUUCCAAGAGGCUUGUUUAUUUCAGUAAUAUUUUAUUUAAACUGCUUGACCUCUGCGGGUCUUUAGGACAAAGAUCUUCAGUUUGUGUCUAAGACCUGAAUUCAGUGGAUGUAAGUAAAUCUCCAGAAGAUGACAUCACUGACAAGCGCAUCUCCAGUACCGUGUUUAUUAUGCAAUGAAAACACUGCCAUCGAUGGUGGGCAGUGACAAGGUGUCCUCUUUUCAUAACCCCCCCCCCCCGUCGGAGAGCGGUUGAUCCCGAGGCAGGCGCCGGGGGGGGUGGCGGACCGGCCGCCUGCAGAUAACCUGGUGACGAGACGCAGAGCCGCCGCCCCGCUCCUGACAGUACAUUUAAAGCAAUCGCGGUGCAUCAAGACAGGCAACUCUCUGGACCCGUUUCUGUCUCUAAGUGAGUUUGAGAGGACCGUAACGAGGUUGCCAAUGCCGCCUCGGUCAUUUACCAGCCCGAGCGCUGCCUCCUUUUAUUGGCUAAUGGUUAAAAAGCUUCGCUGAGCCAGACGAGGUAUACCCCCCCCCCGCCUUUGAUUCUGUUUAAUAUCAGACAUUAAUGGAUCUUUUUUUGUCUGAGGACUCUUCAGUCCCUGAGCUCGGCUAGCUCUAGCUACAGUAUUCAGCACGCCACUGGACAGGUAGAAAUGUUUAACGAGAAGCAGUAUGCUGGAGCGUUCACCAAGAAGGUCUUUCUGAGCAGAAGAGGUUUCAUACUCAAGAGAGAAUUAUUCAUAACUUUCCCAUUAGGUCUCUUCUGGCCUGAAUAGUCUGCUAAAUACUUCAAAGAAUUAAUCGGUGACAGACAUUUGAAAGGAAGGUGCACAAUCAAUGUGGCAUUCAAAUCUUUCAGCAGGGCUGUUUUGCCGAGCUUUGUGGUUUGCUGCUUUCAUUUUACAAUAUUUCAAGUGAGUGCCGUGUAUUUUAUUAAUGUGAGUGUAAGUUCGAUGUGGGCCCUUGUGAAUGUAUUAAAGGAGCUUUUGGAGA
This is a messenger RNA of Anguilla rostrata (American eel), 2676 nucleotides long. Its product is annotated as mitotic checkpoint protein BUB3-like. NCBI's taxonomy places the organism in Eukaryota, Metazoa, Chordata, Actinopteri, Anguilliformes, Anguillidae. Gene Ontology annotation, cellular component: kinetochore; bub1-bub3 complex; nucleoplasm. The record is from RefSeq and is a predicted model, not a curated record. The transcript is spliced from 7 exons. Gene Ontology annotation, molecular function: ubiquitin binding. Gene Ontology annotation, biological process: mitotic spindle assembly checkpoint signaling. Bases 162 to 1136 code for a protein of 324 amino acids.